Messenger RNA from Cetraspora pellucida, 300 nucleotides. NCBI's taxonomy places the organism in Eukaryota, Fungi, Glomeromycota, Glomeromycetes, Diversisporales, Gigasporaceae. The record is from the annotation of a GenBank genome assembly.
AUGUCAACACCUUCCUUUCAUUCAUUAAUUCCAUCCGAAAUCACAGCUAGUACCGCCUACAAACUCCUUGACUUGAGUCGAAUUUUUCCACCACUCCCGAUUAAUGUUCAAAGAUAUAUAUCACCAAAUAACCGAAAAACUUUUAAAUCGUUUAAAUCUCUUCGAAACCAAAUCUUCCGUGAAAAUGUUAGACAGGAAGCUAAAAUGCAAGGCAUUGACAGAAAGUUGAUCAAAGGACUUUUUCGGCUGGAUCCCACACAAGAUUUUGAUUUUCUCGAUGGACAAUUUAAUAUUUUUUGA